AUGGAUGGAGCAUUUGGAAUUCUUUUAGGUCAAUUCAUUUUUGGUUUUAUUUAUCGUUUGGUUAGGGGAGACAACCUCUCAGUGGAGAUUAUUGCGUGUGUAUACGGGCUUAAGUUGGCUUGGGACUCAGGCUAUAGAAAAGUGAUUCUUGAAACAAACUCUAUGGAGACAUUGGAUUUGAUGACAGUGGGCUCUAUUGUUGAGCAUGAAGAUCAUGUCACCAUUGAAAUGGCACAAGAUCUUUUGCGUCAGACUUGGGAGGUGAAGAUGCAGCAUGUGUCUCAUGAACUUAAUAAACCGGUAGACUUCCUUGCAAGGUGGGGUCUCUCCACUCAUCCUGGGUUCCACUCUAUCAACCAAGUUCCUCAUAGGCUCAUUCUGUUUUUGCAAUCUGAUUGUAGUGGGGUGGUAGUAGAUGCUAGGCAUUAG
Messenger RNA from Prosopis cineraria, 429 nucleotides. RefSeq lists its product as uncharacterized. NCBI's taxonomy places the organism in Eukaryota, Viridiplantae, Streptophyta, Magnoliopsida, Fabales, Fabaceae. Gene Ontology annotation, molecular function: RNA-DNA hybrid ribonuclease activity; nucleic acid binding. The transcript has a single exon. The coding region runs from base 1 to 429 and encodes 142 amino acids. The record is from RefSeq and is a predicted model, not a curated record.